CAUAAACUAAAUAGACUCUUUGUGAUAUUAUAAAGUUAUAACGAGCUUUAGUGCUUACAACUGGGAGUUCUAGCAGGACAAUGAACCCAACCACAUACAGAAACUAGCUUUGGAUCAAACAUACCAAUAGGAGCCGUCAAAUGUCUACCCAAAUCACAGGAGCGGAAGCUUAUUAAUGGCUAUAAAAAAAGAGUAUGUAUGCGUAUAUUUGAGCCUGUAUUUCCAAUUUCUACCCGUCCAAAUGCUUAUUGCGAGUGGCUAUAAAUCCCUGACUGCAACUGUGUGUUAUUUUCACGCUGCCCUGGUCCUAAACAUCUCCGUGUCGUUUAUUCUGCCCGCAGAGGUCUGCCCGUUCUGUGGAAAAACCUAUAAAAGACUAAAGAGUCACCUUCCACACUGCAAGGCAGCAGGAAGCUCUAAAACCCCCCCGACCACUCAGGAUGUGGCGGCCACUCAGAAAGCUUCUUCUCAUCCGGCUGCAGCGUUGUCCAAAGCCACCUCAGAGGGGAAGAAGACGAAGCCGAUGUCCUCCCUGGCAACCGAUGUCACACCGGAGAGGAGCGAAAAAGCUUCUGUGCCAUCCUUGAAACCAGCGCCGACUGCAGAUGGGUCAUUGUCGUCAUCGAGUCCUGCUUCAGUCGUAUCGUCCUCUAAGAAGAAGAAAACGCAGUCGCUGGCUGAUCAAAUCAGGACAACGUCCCUCUCUACCUCUCCGUCUUCUCCGCUGUCCUCUACGUUGUCAAAGCCGAAGAAGAAGAGCCUCCGCGCUUUGAUAGAAGCAGCGAAAUCUGGCCAUGUUGCGAAGGAAGCACCGGACGGAACCGGGUCGAGCUCAAAAGAUUCAGGCGGGCGUAGAACCAGGGACCAAACGGAGACCAAAGAGGUCGCAGACUCACUGAAAGGUGCUAGUGUUAUUUCAGUGCCUGCACAUGCUAAAGCUAACAGAGAACCCAAGACGAAGGAGACGAAGGAUGUUCUUUCGACGACCAACUAUGCCUCUGACGUCCUGGACUCUGACGUAAAUAAAACCAACCCGAGUCCUGUCCGCGUGAGAGAGAACUUCUGGGUGGACGGUGAGCUGGAGACUGAGGAAGGUGCCGGGAAUGGGUUGUUCCUGAAACCAGGAGGCGACCGCCAGAUGAAAGUUACCCUCCAGGAUGUUAAAGCCACGCUCGGCCGCCGGCAGUCCGGCCGGCCGAGCGUCCUGAGCCGCAUCGCGGCCGCUGACGAACUGAGCAGCGGGAUCAGCCUAGACGCUGACCUCAGCCUGUGCACGCUCGCAGCAGAGAGCCAAAAGCACGGCGUAAACCAUUGGGCGACAUCCGCGCCUCAGUCAGACAAGCAGCUCAGCACCAAAACACGACCCAGAGGGCUGCAACUGUUUCAGAAGCAGUCGAAAGCGCUGGAGGCAGCCGCAGAACGUGCAAAAGUCAAGCGAGGUACAAGUUCGCUCAGCACCAACGAGAGCCUGAAGGCGGACCCAAAGGGAGGACUCCUCUCAGUAUCGGCUCCUCUCAACCAGUCCUCCUGCCUGGUUCUGCAGCCUCCUCCUCCUCCUCCUCCUCCUCCUCCUGCUGCAGCACCAAGUUCCCCUGGGACGGUUGAGGACUCGCGGCUCGACGUUGGGAAGAAAAACGUUGCCGAAAAGCCACAAGAAGGAUUGCUGACACAGCGGAAACUGGGCCAGGUGACCCUGAAGGAGCUGCCUGACUGGCUGGCCAGCAGAACGCCCAGUCGGCCCACAGACGUUAUAGAAAUGGUGCGAAGAGGCUGGCUCUGGUAUUACAGGAAGUACUUUCAUGUAAAGAAAGGCGGCGUCGGUGGAGCGAGCAUGCUGCUGGCAGGAUACUGUGUGCUCGGCUACAUCUGGAGUUACCCCCGUAUAAAGUUGAGUCGUUGGAGGAAGUAUCAUUAGCGAUGGAGUUUUUUUUUUUUUUUU
Molecule: messenger RNA, 1939 nt
Organism: Fundulus heteroclitus (mummichog)
Lineage: Eukaryota; Metazoa; Chordata; Actinopteri; Cyprinodontiformes; Fundulidae
Exons: 4
Coding region: 176-1915 (579 amino acids)
Biological process (GO): proton motive force-driven mitochondrial ATP synthesis
Molecular function (GO): proton-transporting ATP synthase activity, rotational mechanism
Source: RefSeq, a predicted model, not a curated record